Molecule: messenger RNA, 2061 nt
Organism: Papilio machaon (common yellow swallowtail)
Lineage: Eukaryota; Metazoa; Arthropoda; Insecta; Lepidoptera; Papilionidae
Exons: 14
Coding region: 213-1904 (563 amino acids)
Biological process (GO): protein modification by small protein removal
Molecular function (GO): peptidase activity
Source: RefSeq, a predicted model, not a curated record
UCAAAAACGUAUUGUAAUUUAUAGAUAGUUUUAGAACUAUGAAUGACUAAAAAAAAUGAAAGGAAUAGAAACAUAAGCUAUUUUUAUUUACGUACUUCAGCAAGCGGUUCUUUGCGUGGGAAUUUUGAAUUCAAAUCUUGCUGCUAUUCCUUUCUUCGCGUAGUCUGAAUUGUUGUAAAUAGGUGAAAGAAACAUCACAAGUAGUAGCAAGUAUGGCAGCGGAGGAGGAAGGUUCGCCUGUCGACCUCUACGUGUAUGACCUGACCCGUGGCCUGGCUGCGCUGCUCUCCCCUUCCAUUCUAGGACGGCAGGUGGCGGGCGUGUGGCACACUGCGGUCGUGGUCUUCGGCCGGGAGUACUUCUACGGCAGCGGCGGCAUCACGCACUGCGAGCCGGGCGGCACGCAGCUGGGCGCGCCGCAGCAGGUGUUGCGGCUGGGGAGUACGUUCGUGCCGCGCGUCGUGUUCGCCGACUACUUGCGCGGUCUGGCCACCACCACCUACACCGGCGCGGCGUACCGGCUGCUGGAGCACAACUGCAACCACUUCAGCGACGAGGUGGCGCAGUUCCUGUGCGACGCCCGCGUGCCUGAACACAUCGUGGCGCAGCCCGAGCGCGACCUGCCGCCGCCGCUGCGUGCCGCGCUCGCCGCCAUGCUGGAGCGAGCCCUGCCCGCCCCGGACCCCGCCCAGGGCCCCGCCCAGGGCCUCGCCCCCAACGACGCGGCGUACACAAACGGCGUGCGCGGCGGCCGCGAGGACAGCCCCGACUACCUCACGCUCAACAACCAGAUCGAGGAGGCCAGGCUGCAGUCGCACGAGCUCGAGCAGCGCCGCUCCACGCUCGCGGAGAAGCUGGCCCGCACGCAGCGUCGCCAGGAGCGCCGUCAGCAGCGGGACCGGCGCGCGCAACCCCACCACACGCCCCCAGACACGCCCCAAGACACGCCCCCAGACACGCCCCACCACGAGAUGGCUGAAUGUGUGGAGCUCGAGGAGGCGGCGGGGCCCAGCUCUCGGCCGGCCGGCAGCGCGCCGGACGAGCUGGAGGAGGCCGAGCAGCCGGCGCGUGCGGUGCGCGACCCGCCCAUCCUCUACCGCGACAUCGACGCGGCGGCGGAGUUCGCGGGGCUGACGCGGGCGCUGGAGGCGGCGGGGCUGGAGCUGACGGCGGAGGAGCGCCAGAGCCUGGACGAGCUGCGCCAGUACCUGGUGCUGGGCGAGGGCAGCUGGGUGCUCGGCGACGACUUCCUCAACUUCAUCGGACGCGUGCUGUCUGAGGGGGGAGAGGGGGGCAAGGCUGUGGGCGCGGCGCGGCGCGCGGUCGUGCGCUGUCUGGCGGCCGCGGCAUUGCGCGACGACGUCUCGCUGCUGCUGCACCAGGACCGGCGUCAGCACGCGCUGCUGGCCUACGCGCAUCGCGUCGACCUCCUGCCCCCGCCCGAGCAGCACGCCCUCGCCCUCUUCAUGUGCAACCUGUUCGCCCACGCCUCCUCCUCCGAGUGGCUGCUCUACAUCAGCGAGUGGGAGGCGCACGGCCAGAUGCUCGCCAACAUCCGCGUCACCACCAAGGUGUGCGUGCAUUGCGCGCUCAGCGAGGAGCCGGAGCUGCGCGAGGCGGGCACGGCGCUGCUCUACAACGUCGCCACCAAGGAGGUAAAGACUGUGGUGUUCGACGAGGUGUGCGCGGAGCUGGCGCUGGCGGCGCUGCAGCUGCUGCGCGCGGAGCCGGCGGCGGAGGAGGAGCACGUGUGGCGCGCGUGCAGUGCGCUGGCACGACUGGCGCACCACUCGCCCGACGUGCCGCAGCUGGUGGCGGUGGUGGGGCCCGACCCCGCCGCAUACAGAGGCACCAGCCCGCGUGUCGACGAGCAGAUCGACCUCAUCCUGCAGAAGGUCAAGUGAGGCGCCUCUCCGUGGGGCCGCGUGAGGCGCGUGAGGCGCGUGAGGUGCGUGCUGCGUGUGGGGGGGGGGACUCCUCCGUAACCAGAAAUGUUUUGUUUGUAAUUAUUUAAUUAAUGAAUACUAAUGUAUAAAGUUGUGUAAUGUGGGGGGCGGGGGG